UGUACCCACUCCCGGCUGCUGCGGGGACGGUGCGGCGUCCUUGGCAUUCCGGCUGUCCUGGGCUGGCCUGAGCCUUAGGGUCUCCGGUGGCGGGCAAAGGAGGCUACUGGCUCUGGACGGGCUUGUUUCGGUGGCAGACUGGGAGGGCUGACCUUGGCCCAGGGUCGGAGCCGAUGGCGGCUCGGGCUGUUAUCAGCUUGAGCAGGGCUGCUGCCCAGUGCUUGUGGGAGCGAGGCCCCGGGGUCCGGGUGGCUCUUACGCGCUCCGCCCUGGCCUUCCAGCCUGAGCCCCCGUGCUGCAGCGCCGCUGGGGGCCGGACGCUGCACCUCACGGCCGAAGUACCCGCGGGGCACAACAAGUGGUCCAAAGUCCGGCACAUCAAGGGUCCCAAAGACGCAGAAAGGAGUCGCAUCUUCUCCAAGCUCAGCUUGAGCAUUCGCCUAGCGGUUAAAGAAGGAGGCCCCAACCCUGAGCUCAACAGCAACCUGGCCAGCAUCCUAGAGGUGUGUCGCAGCAAGCACAUGCCCAAGUCAACAAUUGAGGCAGCGCUGAAAAUGGAGAAAACCAAGGGCAUUUAUUUGUUGUAUGAGGGCCGAGGCCCCGGUGGCUCUUCUCUUCUCAUUGAGGCAUUAUCUAACAGUAGCUCCAAGUGCCACUCGGACAUCAAACACAUCCUGAACAAGAAUGGGGGAAUGAUGGCCGAAGGAGCUCGCCACUCCUUUGACAAAAAGGGGGUGAUUGUGGUUGGAGAGGAGGACAGAGAGAAGAAACCUGUGAACCUAGAGCGUGCCCUGGAGCUGGCAAUAGAAGCUGGAGCCGAGGAUGUCAAGGAGACUGAAGACGAAGAGGAAAAGAACAUUUUUAAAUUUAUUUGUGAUGCCUCUUCACUGCAUCAAGUGAGGAAGAAACUGGACUCCCUGGGACUGUGUUCUGUGUCCUGUACGUUAGAGUUCAUCCCCAACACAAAGGUGCAGCUGGCUGACCCCGACCUGGAGCAGGCUGCCCAUCUCAUCCAGGCGCUCGGCAACCACGAUGACGUGAUCCAUGUCUAUGACAACAUUGAGUAGCCAGACUGAACUGGACUUACAACCUGUUCAAUUGAUCCCCCGUGCUGGAUCUGCUCUAAGACAUUGGACCUCAGGGAGAAGACACAGGAUCUCUCUCUCCGGGAGCUGUCCGAGGGCAAUGUGAACUGCUGUGCAUGCAUCCUUGUUCUCUUCCUGUGGCCUCUGUAUCCUUCUGCCAGAGAGCUUAAGGCUCUAGCCCAAAGGGUGCCAAUGUAUGGGACUCCCAGGCCCUGCGUUGUCCAGGUCCCUCUGUGUUCUGAGUGCUUUCACUGCUGAGUGAACCCAUCAGUGGGCUGCACUCAGGAAAAGAAACACCAACCUGGUUUUGAAAGCUGCCUGAUGCCCAGAAUGUCCAACUCUGGCCCCUCUUAAUCCCUGAUGCCAGUUGGAUGAUGGGGCACUGGGAACUGGAAAGGAAAUGAGAACAGAAAGAAGGGUAAAGAGCUGAGUCAGGAGCCUGGCCAGAUGGGAAAUAGGAGCCAUGGUGCCUUUUGCUGCUAAGAAUCACUUCUAGGUUUAGGGACACCAGGAGUGCCGACCACCUGUGCUGGAGCCCGUCAGAUAUGUGGGGUCUGGAGUGGCUUUUUGAUCCCUGUUAUUCACCUCCUUUUAAGUUGGUUAAGGCAGUUCUGAGCUCAGUGUAAUUUUCCUCAAGGAGCCUUAGGUAAAUUAGGAUGGAGAAGAACUAAAACCAAAUUGGCUUUUAAGUGAUAGCUUCACUUUCUAGCAAAAAUAGAUUACUAAUUCCAUGAUGACUUCAGCUGGAGAGUGAAGCCUACGGGAAGAAAAUCAAUUAAAUAACCCAUUAUGGUGCCAAAGCAUGUGCCCUUAUACCUCAUUUCAUAAUGGUGGUACUACCUGGGAUUUUUAGUUUUUAUAGGAGAUAACUCAUCUAAAUAUCUGAAUAGCACAUCAUUAAAACAGGGCAACGUAAAGUUUAAAUGCCACUUCCUAAUUUAUAAGAUACUUUCAUAUUUUAUUUAUUCGACUUUCAAAACAAACCUAUAAAAUAGUCAGGCCAAGUAUUUUAUGCACAGAUGAUCUCAUACCAAGCAGGUGAAAACUCCGUCUUGCGUUCAUAGACCUUGGUUUAUAAAAUAGCUCUGUUUUGUGAAAGUUGAAUAUAGAUUAAUUUGGAGAAAUGUGACCAUUUCUGAUAUGAGUAAUCUUGUACUAAGGAAACCUGCUCGAGAAGGGAACUUGGUUACCCAUGUGGAUAGUCCUCUGAUCUAAUAGAUAGGAUUUGUUACUGCGAAUUCUUCUAUAAACCAGUUUGCAUCAAGACAUCCUAGACAGCUCUGCACUGACCCCUGGCGGUGCCCUGUAGUCUUCCUGGAGUUAAUAUGGAAAAGGCAGAAGUGAAAGCUUACUCAGAAAGUUCUGACCCAAGAGAUCCUUAGCUACCUAGGUUAAAUAGUUAAAUAGCUAUUUAACUGAAAAUUUCAAUAAAGAUGGUAUGAGCUGUUUUGCCACUAGAAAUUAUUUUUUAAAGAAUAUUUUAUGUCAGAGAAAACAUUUACAAUAUGUUAAAUGAAAAACAAAGAUUAAAAACUGUGUGUAUAGUGUGGUCCAGAUUUUAAAAUAUAUAUGAUGCUGUAUAUAUGAAAUUUUAAGAAAAGACUAGAAGGAAGUAUACCAGCAAAACUGAUUAUCUCUGGGUGGUGAUAUUAUAACUGAAUUUUAUUUUCAUGUAUUACGUUUAUUAGGGAAGCAUUUUUUAAAAAGAAGAAAACUAGUCACGUUAUCCUCCUACUAAGGAGACAACAUGUGAGCACCUGGGAUUCAAGUGCACCUUGAAGCCAAAAGAAUGGGGUCUGGUCCUGGCUUGCCUUAUCUUUGGUUAGUGUCUUAACAACAAAAUCAUUUAGCACCUUGAGCUGGCUUGGGCUCACUUUCAAGUGUCCUUUCAGUAGGAUGGAAGUAUCAGUGACAGGCUUUGUCCGCAGCCUUGACUCUCACUGGGAAACGCUCAUGUAGUAUGUAGCUGCUGCACCUCUGCCAGGGGCCCCGGCUGAAUCAGACUGGAACAGUGAAGGCUCUGCCUCCAGCUAACCAUGGAAAUUCAGUCGUGUGGUUACUUUUUUUUUUUUCUCUUGAGAACAUAUAACAUAGAUGUCAUAGAGUUGUCUUGAGAACUGUUAAAUAAGUUAAUAUAUGCUAAGCACUUAAAACAGUGCCUGGCAGUAGUAAGUAUUCAAUAUAUGUUGGCCUUUUUUCCCACUAAGUAUGAAUGAACAUUUUUUUUAAGCAUUUUUUAUUUUAUAUUGGACUAGAGUCAAUUAACAAUAUUGUGAUAGUUUCAGGUGUACAACAAAGCAACUCAGCCAUCCAUAUACAUGUAUCCUGAAUGAACAUUUUUUAAAAAUUGAAACGUGACCACCCUAUGUGUAUCUGCUUUGUAACCUGUCCCUCACCCUCUCCUUCCCCUUCACAAUAUAUCCUAGAUGCCUUUUGGUAUUGGGAUGGAGAAGUCUACUUCUUUCUUUUUAGUGGCUACAUAGUAUUUUAUUAUUAUUAAUUAAUUUUAUUUUUAAUUAAUGUGUCAUAAUUUAUUUUAUUUUAUUAGUCUCUAUCAAUGGAUAUUUGGAUUGUUUAUCUUACAGAAGAUGCUACAAUGAAUACUUUUUACCUUUGCUCUCUUGCAAAGUAUUCUUCACGAUAAAUUUAUAGAAGUGGAAUUACAAAACGCAAAACAGUUUUUCUUUAGACGUAAAUGUCAAUAUGUAAAAAUGUAAAGAUGUAAAAAUCUAUUUACCUCCUUCCUUAACAAAGCAGAGAACCUAACUGAUUGAACUGGUGAUCUGAAUAUGUUCUGUGUUACCUCUGAAUUAAAAGAAUUUUCAUCAAA
Molecule: messenger RNA, 3915 nt
Organism: Dama dama (fallow deer)
Lineage: Eukaryota; Metazoa; Chordata; Mammalia; Artiodactyla; Cervidae
Product: translational activator of cytochrome c oxidase 1
Exons: 6
Coding region: 174-1067 (297 amino acids)
Cellular component (GO): mitochondrion
Source: RefSeq, a predicted model, not a curated record